AUGAUUAGAAACGGCAUAUUUCCUGCAUUUCGUUGGCAAGGAGGCGUAUACGUUGAUCAAAAAUUUAUGGCAAUCCUUGAACAGUGUGGUAGACCAGUGAUCUGCAUUUCCCGUCGACUCUCAAAAGCCGGACGUGGAUAUUCUCAGAUUCAACGAGAAGCACUUGCUGUAUAUUGGGCUGUCAAACGGCUCCAAAAUACAUAG
Messenger RNA from Opisthorchis viverrini, 204 nucleotides. RefSeq lists its product as hypothetical. The transcript has 2 exons. Lineage: Eukaryota; Metazoa; Platyhelminthes; Trematoda; Opisthorchiida; Opisthorchiidae. Bases 1 to 204 code for a protein of 67 amino acids. The record is from RefSeq and is a predicted model, not a curated record.